GUUACUUUUAGUUUACAAGGUCGAACAAGUAACUUAAUUUUAAGAAUCGAAAUAGUGUUUGUAAGACCUGGCUGUUGUUAGUUUAGGCAUGUUUAUGUAAUACGGUACACACAGUCUUUGGUACACAGCAACCGUGUGUGUGACAAGAGCCGUCCUCUCAGUAUCUUCACUUUUGGACACGUGACAGUUCAAGUGAAAGGAGGCCAUGUCUCUGUUGUCAGUCUGAGGCGCGCAGAAGAUGAACAUGAAGACAAGAAGCGGAAUUCUCCUCCUUCAUCUGCGGAUAUCUCUUUGUACAACCAGAGUCAUCCAACCCAAAUCUGGGAAAUACUGAUAUGUUCAACAACAGCAGCAGGCCUAUCAGCGCAGCCGAGGCAACGGACUACACGUGUGUGCGUUUCUACGUGUCUGCGCUGUCCUUCUCAGUACUGCUCUUCUUCAACCUCAUCAUCAAUUGGACCAUCAUCCGCGUGGAGAGGCUUCGGACCCACGCGCGCUUUGUGCUGCUCUUUCACCUUCUUGUCUCGGCGCUGCUCCACCUGGGCACGAGUUCGGUUUUCUAUUUACAGAUGCACCGGCACGCACAGCUGCACCACUCCGCGUGCGUGGCUAUAGUCACUGUGCUCAUCAGCAGCGCGUCCAACAUCCUGCUAACGCUCACGGCCAUGGCGCUUGACCGCUACUGCGCCGUGUGUCACCCUCUGCGCUACACUUCUGCGCGCGCCUGUGCCCUGUGGCCGUGGCUGUGUGGCGCGUGUACGUGGGUCAUAGCUCUGGUCAUUCCUCUGAGUUUGAUACAGCCGUCCGAGCGCUCUGCCAGCCCCAGCGGAGAGUGCGGCCAUAAGCAGCUGCGUAAAGGCGAGCUGCACAAGGUACUUUUCCUGUCCGCGUGCACGCUGCUCAUCCUCUACAGUUACGCACGGAUCCUGGUGGAGACCCGGCGUCUGGGGGUGUUAAAUAGGCGCAACAGGAAGGGUUGUCGGACAAUAGCACUGCAUGGCUCACAACUGGCCGUGUACAUCCUCCCAAACUUUGUCAACUUUAUUCUGUCUUUGCUUCUCACAUAUAAGCUGAUCAGACCGGACACUAAGGAACUGUCUGCUGUGGUUAUAUUUGUCUUUUUUAGUUUGGCGCAAUGCAUUGCGCCAGUGGUCUAUGGUUUGCGCAAAGAGGAGCUAAUGGAGGAACUAAGUCACAGGUUUCCGUGCUGUAUAGGGCAUCUAAAGAGAGUUCUGGGAUGGACUGUGAUGGCCACCUGGACCCCACGUCAGCAGAGAGCAAGGGAGCGGACGCUGACCGCUCAGACCAUUGUGUCACUGGAGAUCCCCGAGGCCCCGCGGCCAGAGCUACAGGAUCAGACGGGGCCCAUGCUGAGACCAGGUCCCUCGGGUGAACUGCAGGCAGAGGACGCAGCUCAGUGUUUGGACCUAAACCUCAAUGAUGGACAAUGAAGACAUAUCUGAGACAUUUUGAAUUCUUGCAGUUUUUUUCUGGCUGGUCCAGACGUAUCUGCAUACUGUCUAAAAGGGACGUGAGAAAGAACCAACGGCAAAUGCUUGAAUCAAAGUUUGGAAGGGAAUUUCUCACAGAGCUCUCAGGCUGUGGUAACUGCACAAAGGCUGAUUUUGCAUCUGUGCGUGUAAGUUACAGUCAUCCCGGACCCGCGCUUUACUCUGGAAGCGCGAGGCUGCAGAAGUGAAACCGACAUGCAAGUUUAAAAACAGCAAAUGUACGAGAUGAUGCAGAUAGACGCCUUUAAGGUUUAACAGAGCAAUGUUUAUUCGUAUUUAAAAGGUUACAAAAAGAAGUCAAAGGAAUUGUUCUUAUUAACAGCUACAUUUACAGGCAAUGUUUGUAUACAGUGGAAGGCAACAAUGCAUUUUCAUUUCAGACACCAAAUAUAAAUAAAUAUGUAAUAAAUGUGGAGGCAACCCAGCUCACA
Molecule: messenger RNA, 1942 nt
Organism: Boleophthalmus pectinirostris (great blue-spotted mudskipper)
Lineage: Eukaryota; Metazoa; Chordata; Actinopteri; Gobiiformes; Gobiidae
Exons: 2
Coding region: 336-1451 (371 amino acids)
Biological process (GO): G protein-coupled receptor signaling pathway
Cellular component (GO): membrane
Molecular function (GO): G protein-coupled receptor activity
Source: RefSeq, a predicted model, not a curated record